This is a messenger RNA of Diachasmimorpha longicaudata, 2329 nucleotides long. Its product is annotated as mitochondrial tRNA methylthiotransferase CDK5RAP1. The record is from RefSeq and is a predicted model, not a curated record. Gene Ontology annotation, biological process: negative regulation of cyclin-dependent protein serine/threonine kinase activity; tRNA modification. Gene Ontology annotation, molecular function: 4 iron, 4 sulfur cluster binding; methylthiotransferase activity. Bases 319 to 2121 code for a protein of 600 amino acids. Gene Ontology annotation, cellular component: mitochondrion. The transcript has 5 exons. Lineage: Eukaryota; Metazoa; Arthropoda; Insecta; Hymenoptera; Braconidae.
AUACCGGUAAUAGGGACCCUAUAGGUAUUUUCAACUGCAGCUUAAAGAAUUUCAGGUUAUAUAUACAAAAUACAGUAUGAAUUUAUUUUCACGACAAUUCACUGAUCCAACCUUUAAUUGCAAAUAAUAAUUCAGGCGUAACAAAAAUCUCAUAGGUGGAAAAAAAGACAAGUAAAUGAGAAUUUUCUAAAGUGUUACAACAGAACAUUUUUGAUACUCGUAGUGAGAAAAUGUCAUAUAUGGUGAUGAACAAUCCAACCUCUAAACAUUAUAACCUCUAAAUCACGAAACAUAAUGAAUUUCUAAUUUUUCGUAAUUAUGAGGGGAUUAAGAUACGUACCAAGCACAUCUCGUGGAAUUCUAUCACUAAUCUGGCAGAGAAAGGGUCGAAUUAUUGCUAAUCCCUUGCAGUUCCACUACAAUAAAUUUCAUUGUUCAGCAAACCAUGGAGCCGAUUUCGAGCCUUUAGUAAAAAAUUCUGAAGAUGUUAUUAAUAAAAAAAAUAAUCGCUUUCAACAAGGGCCUGAUUUAGCAGACUUUAUCCUUGCAAACACCAAGAACCUCAAUAUUGUAAGCCCCCAAAAUCAUCCAUAUUUAAAAACACAUUAUGGGCCUCAUCAGAAAGUUUACUUCGAAGUUUAUGGAUGUCAGAUGAACGUCAACGACAUAGAAAUUGUCUGGGCUGUAUUGAAAGACCGUGGAUAUAGGCGAACGCUGGAUAUCGACGAAGCAGAUAUUGUUUUGAUUAUGACCUGUGCCAUAAGAGAGGGAGCGGAGCAGAAAAUCUGGACCAGAAUUGAUCAGUUGAAUGCAUUAAAAAAAAAACGAAGACAACUGACGAGUAGAGAUACUUUGAAAAUUGGUAUACUCGGGUGCAUGGCUGAGAGACUGAAAAGCCAGAUUUUAGAGAAGAGGAAAGCCGUGGAUCUCGUGGCAGGUCCGGACAGUUAUCGUGAUUUACCGAGACUUUUGUCUAUUGUCGAGAACCAUGAAACUGCAAUUAACGUUCAACUAUCAAUGGAGGAAACUUACGCUGAUGUCACACCUGUCCGGCUGAAUCCAGACUCAGUUUCGGCAUUUGUCUCAAUCAUGAGAGGAUGUGACAAUAUGUGCACAUAUUGCAUUGUCCCCUUCGUGCGAGGAAGAGAAAGAUCCAGGCCACUAGAGAGUAUCGUCAGUGAAGUACAACAAUUAUCCGAUCAGGGAAUAAAGGAAAUCACGUUAUUGGGCCAAAACGUCAACAGUUACCGAGAUUUAUCACAAUAUCAAUUUUCCCUCGGUGAUAAAAAUACGACUCAUCUUGCUAAAGGAUUUAAUACGGUCUACAAAAAUAAAUUGGGUGGACUCAGAUUUGCUGAUCUUCUGGAUAAAGUCUCACUGGUUAAUCCCGAAAUGCGAAUUAGAUUUACAUCUCCACAUCCAAAGGAUUUUCCAGAUGAAGUUCUUAACUUAAUAGCUGAAAGACCAAAUAUUUGUAAACAAAUUCAUUUGCCAGCACAGAGCGGCAAUUCCGCCGUUCUGGCGAGAAUGAGGCGAGGAUAUUCUCGUGAAUCUUAUCUGGAAUUAGUUAAACAUAUUCGCAAUAUAAUACCACAAAUCAAACUGUCGAGUGACUUUAUUGCUGGAUUUUGCAAUGAAACUGAUGAAGAAUUCGAGGAUACCAUGACAUUGAUAGAAAAUGUUAAAUAUCAUCAAGCAUUUUUGUUUCAAUACAGCAUGCGAGAGAAAACUACAGCUCAUCGAAGAUACAAGGAUAAUGUAUCAUCCGAAAUAAAAAGUCAACGUUUAACGAGAAUGGUACAAUUAUGGCGCUCACAGGUGGAGAAUUUAAAUAGAUUGCAAGUGGGAACGCAUCAGCUGGUUUUAAUUGAAGGGGCGAGUAAAAAAUCAUCUCGUGCUUUGCAAGGCCGAACAGAUGGCAAUACUCGUGUAAUAAUCCACGAUUCAGUAAUUCCUACUGACAGAAAAACCGAUGUAUCUAAGAUGAUAAAAUCAGGGGAUUACAUUGUUGCUCAAAUCUGCGGCUCCAAUUCCAAUACACUUACUGGAAUACCUCUAUACCAUACAACAAUUUCGGAGUACACCCGACAACUGGGAAAUCAAAAACAGUGUCACAAUUGAGAGUUAUUUUAUACAGAGAAAAGAGGAAAACAGUGUUGUAAUCAGUUGAACGUUGUGUAUAUAUUUUAUUCAGACUAAAUAGAUGUCUCUGUUUUACGAUAGAUUAUGUAUUAUGGCGACAAUAAAUCUAAUCACUGUAGUGAGCUGAGCUCUUAACUGCUCAAUACUUCCUUCGAAUUUUACAAUAAAAUAAUCAAAUGACUAUUGA